AAGCUCCCCUCUUCUCCUCUGUCGGAGCAUAUAGCCGAAGAACAAACAAAUCAACGGCACCCAAGCAGAGGAAUAUGAAUUUAUCAGAGGAAUGGAAGUCAAUGUGGCCCAUCUCCUCCGUCUUCUCCUCCCCCCUCCUCCUCCUCUCCGGCGGCGCCUACUCCUCCCCCUCCAAAUCACAACUAGGCCCUCUCCUCUUCAACCCCUCUCCCCAAACCCUAACCCUACUCUUCUCUUCUCCCUCUCUCUCUCCUCUCCUCCCUCCCCCUUUCCCCUCCCUCUCUCUCCCUCGCUUCCUCUCCACCACCCCCUCCUCCUCCUAUCCCUUCUCUCUCCUCCCCUCCACCGCCUCCUCUCUCUCCUCCUCCCUCCUCCCCCUCCCCCUCCUCCACCCUCCUCCCCUUUUCCUCCACAACCGCCUCAUCUCCCUCCGCCUUCCCUCCUCCUCCUCAUCCCUCCUCUUCUUCCCCACCGGCCACAACUCCGAUCAAGUCGGGUUUCUCAUGCUUUCCGUAAAAAAUUCUAACUUGAUUCUCAAAACCCAUGAUUCUGGUGGCAUUUUCACUUCCAAAAACAAGUUGAACCAUCAGAUUCUUCGAUUGUUGGUUAGCCCUGUAGCUAAUGAAUCAUGGUCUGGUUCAGGUAAUAAUAAUUCUUCUGUUUCUGUUUCUGUUUCUGUUACUACUAUUGGGUAUUUGCUAGCUUGUACUAUGUAUGGUGUUCAUUGGUUUAGUGUUAGAAUUAGGGGUUGUCUCGGUUCGGAGGAUUUCGAGAGGCCUUGUUUAGAUUUUAUGGGUAGUAAGUUGUUUAAGAGUUGUUGUGUUGUUCAUGCUUGUUGGAGUCACCAUUUGCCUGAAGAGUGUGUGGUACUUUUAGAGAGUGGUGAAUUAUUCUUGUUUGAUUUAGAUUCUUGUUCUAAAAAUGCAAGAUUUACUGGGAAAAAGCUGAGGGUGUCGUGGAAAAUUUUUACUGGUUUGGGAAAAGGCGGGUGGUUGAGCUGUGAAUUUAGUUGGCAUCCGAGAAUUUUGAUUGUCGCUCAUUCCAGUGCUGUUUUUCUUGUUGAUUUGAGGGCUGAGGGAUGCAAUAUGAGUGUUUUGCUGAAAAUUGAUACGUUGGCUAUGUGUAAUUCUGUACAAAAUGAUCGAUUUGUUGUGCUUUCUAAAGCGGGUUCCGAUGGUUUCUGCUUUGUAGUGGCCUCUGACCAUUGGCUGCUUCUUUGCGAUGUGCGGAAGCCAUUUAUGCCAUUGUUGCAAUGGGCACAUGAUCUUGCUAACCCAUCUUACAUUAAUGUGUUUCCAUUGUCUGAGUUGAGGUCGCAUUCUAAGGAUGAUCGUUUUAAGUGGGCUUCUGAGUCGGGUUUUUGCAUUAUAAUGGGAUCGUUUUGGAACUGUGACUUUAGUCUUUUUCGCUAUGGACCACCCCCUAAAGGAACUAUUGUAUCUGAAAUUUCAAGAUUCUAUAAAUCGUUUUAUGCAUGGGAUCUCCCUUCAGAGCUCUCACUGUCAGGUCGUGAGUGUCACUGUGGAAGUUGUCUUGUGAGAGAAGAGUUCUCAAAGGAUGUUCUUCCUGAAUGGAUUGACUGGCGGCAGAAGAAAGAUAUAGUUUUGGGUUUUGGCAUCCUUGACAGAGAUCUCCAUGCCGAAUUGUCUGAACAGGAUGGUUUUGGUGGUUUCACACUGAUUAGGCUGAUGUCUUCCGGGAAGCUUGAAUCACAAAGAUACUGUGCCUCAUGGGAAUUCAUGAAAGUGUUGACUGAAGCGCACGAAGAGCCAUCUCUUCAUUUUGAAGAUACUCUUUUAUAUGCCAUGGGUGAAGGGGAUUACAACUUUCCCAAGAGAUUUAAGUACCUGAAUCUUGACUACCUCAAUGGGUACAUGAAAGGCAAUCUUACUGAACUUCUGCUUAAAAGAAUGAAAAAUCCUUGUAAGGAUCCUUGUGAAAAGAGUUCCUUUAGUGUUGCAGAUUUCCAUCAAUGUAUAUGUGAGAAGUUAAAGGCAUGUGGAUUUAGUAGAUUAAGAUCAUCUCCUACUGUUUCUGAUGUGUUUGAAGACAUCCGACUGCUAACCAGCGUACAUGAGGUUGCUUUACGGAGAAUUUGGACAAGCUUGCCUGCAGAUCUUUUGCAGUUGGCCUUUUCUUGCUACUCAGAGUUCCUUGAAGUUCUUGUAGACCACAAGAAGGUGUCCCUGGAAUUCCUAGACGUCCCCAGCCAACCCCAGUUGCCUCCUUUUGUCUUCCGGACACCUUCGUUCCGUAGCAGUAAGUGGUCGCAGAAGGUGCAGCCUAGUACUGGUUUUGUGGGUCCAGUUCUUCCCACUCCUGUUUUGCUUACUCUUCGCAAGUUACAUGCCGAAGCAGAAACAGAUUUAUUGUCAGCGAACGAUGAACUUAGCGACCAGUGCAAUGAAGUCAUACAGGUGGCUAGUGAAAUGGCUCUAUCAGGUUCCAGCCUUGAUGACCAUAAUGACCAUGCUGUUUCACUUGGUGACAGUAAAGAUGAAAUAUUUUCUGAUACCCAAAAAGUGAAUCUUUUUAGUUUACAUAAACCAGCUGCAAUCUCUUCUAAGUUUUCUACCAUGGAUCCUAUACCAGAGAAUUCUGUUUGUAACAAUGAGAGAUUUACAACCUUUAUUUCCAAAACACCUGAAAAGGGGGUUGUCCCCAACAGCCAAAUGGAGAUGGUUGGACCAGAACUUUUUAAUUCUUUGUCACCAUUAGAGUUUAAGUUUGAUGAUCAUACGAUAAACUUUGGGCCGGAGGAAUUGAAAACGUUCAAAUUGUUGAUGAGACAGUACUCAAAUUUUUUGACAAAGCUUUAAUACAUAUCAGGAAGUUCUUGAGAGUUCCAACUUUCAGAAACAAGAAGACCCUGGAUAUUCUUUUUCAUUUUUUAUAUUUCCUAACAUAGAAUUGUAAGGAACAAAAAAAGUGUAUAGAGCUAGAACAGAAAUUCUGUUGUAUAUUACAUCCAGAAACAGGCACAAGAUAUGAUAAUUUAAUGAAGAGGGACUUCUUAAAGAAUUGUGGAGACAAUAAUAAAGAAUUGUGGGGACCUUCUCCACAUGCAUGUCGCAGAGAAAGAUGUGCUUUAUGACAUGGUGAAAAUAGUGAAGAAGAAGCCUGACUUUCAUGUGAAAGAGAAGAUAUUGAUUCUAAUUGAUACUUGGCAAGAAGCCUUUGGUGUGCCUAGGGCUAGAUAUCCACAAUACUAUUCUGCAUACGAGGAGUUGUUGCGCGCUGGGGCUGUAUUCCCUCCAAGAACUGAAAGGUCUGCACCUGUAUUUACACCCCCACAAUCACAGCCUCUAACAUCAUAUCCACAUAAUAUUUGGGCUUGAGGAUAUCAGCAAGAAGCGGCUGAGUCUUUUGCAGAGGCUGAGUUUCCAACGUUGAGAGGAAAGAGGAUUUGAAUCAGCACAGACUAAAUGUGCUAGUUUGCACUUGACAGAAAUUCAGAAUGCACGAGGUAUUAUGGAUGUUCUUUCAGAAAUGCUGAAUGCAAUAGGUCCUGGGAACAAAGAGGGGAUUAGACAGGAGGUUGUUGUUGACUUGGUGGAUCAAUGCCGCACAUACAAGCAAAGAGUGGUACACCUUGUUAACUCGACUUCGGAUGAAUCACUGCUAUGUCAAGGACUUGCACUGAAUGAUAACUUGCAGCGACUACUGGCCAAACAUGAAUCCAUUGCCAAAACAGAGAAACUGAAGCCUGGACCUGUUCAAGCACUGGUGAAUCUGGAUGCUCCUCUAAUAUAUACAGGAGACAGUAAACAGUCUGAUGGGGGAUCCACCUCCAAUGCUGGUGCAGGGAAACAGCAGCAACUUCCUGCCACUAAUGAGCUGCCAACAAUUUCAACAAAGGUUAAUCCCAAAAUGGACCUUUUGAGCGGAGAUGACUUCAACUCUCCUUUGGCAGAACCCCAGACCAGUCCUGUAGCUGGUCAGCACAAUGCCCUCACUCUUGUAGAUAUGUUUUCUCAAAUUAACAAUAAUCAACCUGCUUCUCCAGUUGGACAAGCAUACCUCUCAUAGCCACAAUAUCAGCAGCAUCAGAAUAUUCAAUAUCCACAAACCUCAGUUUACCCCAACGGAAUUGUCGCAAACAUGAUGGUACCUCAGUACGAGCAGUCACCACUGACAAGGUGCUAAUCCUGCCUGGAAUGGACAGAUGUCCCCCCAUCAGCAGCCACCUUUGCCAGUCUAUGGCCCAUAUUGCAAAGUUAAAUCAAAACAUCAGUAUUCCAUACACACAUCUCGAUAGGUGGUCAUACUGCUGGCACGCUCUCCAUGGUAACGAGAAUCAAUGGCAACAGCUAUAUAUCCACGCGAAGCAUAUGCCUGAAACAAUGGAAAAAUAUAGGAUGAUCUCUUGUGUUAACAAAGUCUAUCUGAUGAAAACUGCAGGUCUGAGAAAACCUCAAAAUAGGUACCUCAAGCAAUGGCCGUAACCACUCUUUGCACUUAUGUGUGCUAUGCAAAAAUACUACAAAUGGCUUCCUUUGAUGACUGCUUUCAUUAAUGCUCAAAAUCAGCACAGGUAAGCGCCCUUGCUCUCCUGCCUACUUACAACCAUGAGUACAGUAAAUACAUUUCAUGCCCACAAUCAGCAAAUGUGGAGGUAUAAAGGAAUAGUUCAUUCGAUAAAGCCCAUCAGGUGCAUAGCUACUAUAGAAACUUCCACUACAUAAUU
Camellia sinensis is the source of this 4687-nucleotide messenger RNA. NCBI's taxonomy places the organism in Eukaryota, Viridiplantae, Streptophyta, Magnoliopsida, Ericales, Theaceae. The record is from RefSeq and is a predicted model, not a curated record.